This is a messenger RNA of Cyprinodon variegatus (sheepshead minnow), 3544 nucleotides long. RefSeq names its product spastic paraplegia 7 (pure and complicated autosomal recessive) (gene spg7). Gene Ontology annotation, molecular function: ATP hydrolysis activity; metalloendopeptidase activity; ATP binding. The record is from RefSeq and is a predicted model, not a curated record. The coding region runs from base 155 to 2581 and encodes 808 amino acids. Gene Ontology annotation, cellular component: m-AAA complex; membrane. Gene Ontology annotation, biological process: mitochondrial protein processing; protein-containing complex assembly. NCBI's taxonomy places the organism in Eukaryota, Metazoa, Chordata, Actinopteri, Cyprinodontiformes, Cyprinodontidae. The transcript has 17 exons.
GAUAUGUAACCGUUGGAUAACCUAGCAUCAUGUUAGCUCCAGACAGAGGUUUAGGUUAAAAACAAAUGUCUCUAAAUACGGACGUCCGUGGAAGAAUUACGACAUGAUAUUGUUUCUGCGAAGCUGAUAUCAAUUUUCACCGAUAACAGUCACCAUGUCAGCAUUUCUCUUCCCGAAAAGUGCUGGGAUUUGUAGAAAGUACAGCAGAAGUAUGUUUUGGAUGCUACCUAGGCGAAACUGUCAUGUUUUAACAAACAGAGCGACAUCAAGUGAAGGUGCUAGGAAUGCGCUGUUCAGGUUUGCUAAUGUGUUGAAAACACCUCAUCUAUCAAGAUCACAGCGGAGUCUAUCAGGUCAGCCACAGGAGAAACUCAUUCAGAGUCUUCUCCACAAGCCCUUGGGUCCUGGCAUGGUUGGACUUGGCAAAGAGUUAAUCAGAAGUAACCUGCUGAGAAACCCCGUGGGUUUAGUAAAUUUAUUAGGGACAACUUACUUUUUCAGUACAUCUCAAGCUAAAAACCAGAAAAAUAAAGGUUCUGGACCAAAGGGGAAAACUCCUCAGGAAGAUGAAGAGGAGAAGAAACGGCGUGAGCAGGAGGAUCAGAUGUACCGCGAGCGCCUGCGGACGCUGUUCAUCAUAGCACUUAUCAUGAGCCUGCUUAACUCCAUCAACACCAGCGGUGGCAACAUCUCCUGGAAUGACUUUGUCAAUGAGAUGUUGGCGAAGGGGGAGGUGUCCCGCGUGCAGGUUGUUCCUGAGAGUGACAUUGUAGAAAUCUACCUUCAUCCCGGGGCUGUCAUCUUUGGAAGGCCUAGGCUGGCACUCAUGUACAGAAUGCAGGUUGCAAACAUUGACAAAUUUGAAGAGAAGCUUCGAGCAGCAGAGGAGGAACUAAACAUCGACACCAAGGACAGGAUACCGGUGACGUACAAACGCACAGGAUUCUUUGGAAAUGCAGUCUAUGCUCUGGGAAUGGCUGCUAUCGGUGUGGCUAUUCUUUGGUAUAUCUUCCGACUCGCAGGGAUGGGCGGCAGAGAAGGAGGUUUCAGUGCUUUUAAUCAGCUGAAGAUGGCCAAGUUCACCAUCGUUGAUGGCAAAUCUGGUAAAGGCGUGAGUUUCAAAGAUGUAGCUGGUAUGCAUGAGGCUAAGAUGGAGGUAAAGGAAUUUGUCGACUACCUCAAGAGUCCAGAACGCUACCUGCAUCUGGGAGCCAAGGUUCCUAAGGGAGCCUUGCUGCUUGGGCCCCCAGGAUGUGGCAAAACCCUGCUGGCCAAGGCUGUAGCCACAGAGGCUCAGGUUCCCUUUCUGGCUAUGGCUGGCUCUGAGUUUGUGGAGGUCAUUGGAGGUCUUGGUGCUGCCAGGGUCAGGAGUUUGUUUAAAGAGGCGCGUGCUAGAGCGCCUUGCAUCGUCUACAUUGACGAGAUCGACGCUGUGGGGAAGAAGCGCUCCAACAACAUGUCCGGUUUCUCCAACACAGAGGAGGAGCAGACCCUCAACCAGCUCCUGGUGGAGAUGGACGGGAUGGGAACAACAGACCACGUCAUUGUUCUGGCCUCCACCAACAGAGCAGACAUUUUGGAUAACGCUCUCAUGAGGCCUGGAAGGCUCGACAGACACAUCUUCAUAGAUCUUCCCACACUGCAGGAGAGAAAGGAGAUCUUUGAGCAACAUCUGAAGAUCUUGAAGCUGACGCAGCCAGCUAAUUUUUAUUCUCUGCGGCUGGCUGAGCUCACCCCAGGCUUCAGUGGUGCAGACAUUGCAAACAUUUGUAACGAAGCUGCGCUGCACGCCGCCAGAGAGGGCUUCAAGUCCAUCGACACAUUUAACUUUGAGUAUGCUGUGGAAAGAGUGAUAGCAGGGAGUGUGAAGAAAAGCAAGAUCCUGUCUAAGGAGGAGCAGAGGGUGGUUGCCUUCCACGAGUCGGGACACGCCUUGGUAGGAUGGCUGCUGGAGCACACAGAGGCAGUGAUGAAGGUCUCCAUUGCGCCCCGAACCAAUGCUGCCCUGGGUUUUGCUCAGAUCUUACCCCGUGACCAGUACCUGUUCACUAAGGAGCAGCUGUUUCAGCGCAUGUGCAUGGCGCUGGGGGGCAGAGCGGCAGAGGCCAUCACCUUUAACAAAGUCACCACAGGGGCUCAGGACGACUUGCGGAAGGUGACGCGGGUGGCUUACUCUAUGGUGAAGCAGUACGGUAUGUGCGACAGCGUGGGACAGGUGUCGUUUCCUGAGACGGAGGAGCAAGGCGCCGUUGGCCGGCGUCCUUUCAGCCAAGGCCUGCAGCAACAGAUGGAUCAUGAGGCAAAGAUGUUGAUAGCUCGUGCAUACAGACACACAGAGAAACUGCUGCUGGACAACAGGGACAAGCUCAUCCUGCUGGCAAACGCUCUGUUAGACCGUGAAGUGGUGAACUAUGACGACAUUGAAGCCUUGCUGGGCCCGCCGCCGUUUGGGCCAAAGAAGAUCAUCCUCCCACAGAGCUGGGUGGAGGCAGAGAGGGACAAGCAGGACACAGGAGAGGAUGAACCUCAACCACCUCCCAGGAAACGCAGAGAGGAGGACGUUGAUCCACAAUUAGUCUGAUUUUCUUUAUUUGUCCCGCAUCUGAAAGAGUUUUUCAGUAGCUGGUGGGAAGUUAGCAAAAGCAGAGCAUCCUCACAUUAAGGCUUAUGGCAGUAAAAGUGAAGUUUGAAAAACUUCUUAUAGACCUAAAUGAAUGUUUGUAUCCAUAACCCUUCAAUUUAGCUGAAUCCACUUCCAGAUCCGAAAGAUUUCUGUGCAACUUUAAGAAUUGUGCAGGAAAACUGCAAUUGUUCUCCCUAUGCGUCCCAGCUUAUCAUUCAUGAUGCAGAUGUGUAAAAAUUGUUUAUGGUGUACAGUUUCUUUGCUUGUUCAUGCAGAUGUACUGUAGCUGAUUCAGGUUUGAAUUUCUUGCAUUUCUUUAGGGAAAUUAUAUGACUUCACAUCUGCAAGAGGCAAUAAAGAUCUUAUAGUGCCAUUUCAAAAACAUAUCCUACUUGUAAGUUUCAUUUCCUAUUAACAUUAAUGUCAACCAUAUUAAUGGAUCACUCUGCAGUAAAACAGACAUGAGGCUUAAGCAACAGCUGAAAGGAAAUCCAUGUCUGUGACAUAUCCCUCUGAAGAUAAAAUGUGUUCUUCAUGUUUAGCAGGCAGGAAAUGACUCCAGCUACUGCGUAGAGUCAUGUAAUUAAACUGUUGUGUGCAUUUUUGUUUUUGUUUUUAAGCAGUCGUCGUGCAAAAAGACAAGAUUAUUUAAUCUCUACAGGGUUGUCAAAGGGAUUCAAAUGUAAAUGCUGAUGUGAGGAAGCUUUGCUCUCAGCCAUCAAAACAAGAUAUGAAAUCUUGUUUUUUUGGUUCUGUCAAACUUAUUGAGCUCAUCAAUCCACCGUUUUAAGGCAAACCAACUUUAUUGGGUUCCCUCAGACUUUUAUCCAGUCAGAGUAACUGGAACUUUUUACGAUGAUCUCCAUGUGAGGGAUUGUAAAUUUCACUUGCAGAAAUAUUUAAAUAAAUAUUUAAAAGCUG